UGCCACGCAGGGGGCGUGGUCAGCGUCUGUCGCUGCCAAAGCUGCAGCCAGAAAGACACACACACUUAAACAGUGCGGCAGUUUGAGGACACACUCCUAACAACAGUUGUGUUUUAUCCAACUAAGGGAUAUUUUAUCACAACACGCAGCUAAACCGAUUGUGAACUUCUGCUGCCCCGUCAGGAAGAUCAUCCUCACUGAACCUAGAUCAGCUUACUCCCUCUUCUCCUUCAUCCCAUCAAUAGACUAGAGGUGAACCGCUUUCUGGAGCAACCGUGGAUCUACGCAGAAAGAGGGGCACAUCACAUGGGAGUGCGUGACUGUGUGUGUGAGGGUGUGUGUUCAGGCCUCCUGCCGUCGCCCGCUCUUCCCGGACAGGCAUGGCGGGGGGCAGAGAGCGCGGCUCCCGGAUACAGAGGCCGUGGUCGGUGUACCGGGCCAACACAUUCGAGCUGUCCAAUGAGAUGAUCGGCUUGGCUCUCGCAGGAAACAGUCAGGACCCAGAUGAGCCUGUGCUUGAGUUCAGCGUUGCCUGCACAGACCUGCUGACUCCUGCUUUGGAUCGAAAACCCAACAGCUUUGUAGCAGUGAGCUGCACGACACCCCCGCAGGCCUUCUGGACCAAACACGCCCAGACUGAAGUCAUAGAGGGCACUAGCAACCCCAUCUUCCUCAGCAGCAUCGCCUUCUUCCAGGAUUCCAACAUCAACCAGCAGACGCAGGUGAAACUGGCCAUCUACGACGUCAAGGACCGCUCGCAGGGCACGAUGUAUAUGUUGGGCUCAGCACUAUUUCCUGUAAAGGAGUUGUUACAAGAGAGGAGCCACAGAUUACAGCUCGAACUGAGAUCGGCAGAGAACGAGCGGGUGGGGAACGUCACUAUAGCAGCCUGGCAGAUGGAGGAGAGAGCAGAUCAGAGGAUGUCGGUCGGCCGCCUGCCAGACAGCAUCAACGGCCGGACGAUGCUGCCUGUUGACGAGAGCCUCACGGAGUCGAUGGGAGUCCGAAUCAAGUACGCCUCGCUUUGCAAAGACACCCUGCUGCGCUCAGUGUUUGGAGGCACGAUGUCUCGGAUGUACCGCUUCCCCACGACUGAUGGGAACCACCUACGGGUGCUGGAGCAAAUGGCAGAGAGCAUCCUCUCAUUAAACAUUCCCAGACAGUUUGUCAAACUGCUGCUGGAAGAGGACGCAGCCAGGGUGUGUGAGCUGGAGGAGCUGGGAGAGUUAUCCCCCUGCUGGGAGAAUCUGCGGCGACAGAUUGUCUCUCAGUACCAGACCAUAAUACUUACAUACCAAGAAACACUGUCGGACCUCAACGACUACAGAGGUCCAUCGUUCAAAGCGAGUAACCUGAAGGCAGAGAGGAAGCUUGAGUUCAUGCCAACCAACCUACAUGUUCAGAGGAUGAGGGUGCAGGAUGAGCUGGGAUUCGAACACACGUAUGAUGUGAUAACAAUCGGAGCUCCGGCGGCUCACUGCCAGGGUUUUAAAAACAAUGGUUUGAGGAAACUCAUCCAGAAGUUUGAGGAGGCAAAGAAACACGUAUAUGAGGAGGGAUGCAGCGCCCUGUCCAGCUCACAGUCCAUCGUCUACAUACCCCAGGACAUCGUCCGAGCCAAAGAGAUCAUUGCCCACAUCAACACGUUGAAGACUCAGGUCAGCUACUACGCCGAGAGGCUUUCCAGAGCCGCCAAGGAUCGAUCUGCCAGCGGACUGGAGAGGACGCUCGCUAUUCUGGCUGAUAAGACUCGUCAGUUGGUGACGGUAUGCGACUGUAAGCUGCUGGCUUCAGCCAUUCAGGCCCUGAAUGCAGCACGGCCCGAGUACAUCGCCUCCAAAGCGUCUCCCUCUGCCGACUCAGAACAAGUAGUCCUCCGUAACGACCAGGACACGCUGCUAGCCAAGUGGAGCGGUCGCAACAGCCGAUCCUCGCUGCAUGUAGACUGGCAUGAAGAGGAGUGGGAGAAGGUUUGGCUGAAUGUGGAUAAGUCUCUGGAGUGCAUCAUCCAGCGUGUUGACAAGCUGCUUCAGAAGGAGAGGAGACCCAGCAUCAGCAGUCAGGACAGUACCCAGACUGACCUGCAGGGCGGCGCCAGUAAGAAAGGUGAUGGAAAACGAGCUUUCUGGAUCAACCCAGGAAGUAUGUCGGAGGAAUCUCCAUCAUUACCAUCCUCAUCACAACCACCAUCAUCAUCAUCAUCAUCACCACCACCAUCCUCUUCCUCUCCGCCUGUCCUCUCCUCUGCACGUCCUCCCAGUCCCGAACAAGAAUCCUAUGGAAGCCCGAGUGCUGAGGAGGCGUACCCAGGCGAGUGGAGCGAGGCGCUGUACCCUCUCCUCACCACGCUCACAGAGUGCGUCGCCAUGAUGAGUGACACAGCCAAAAAGUCCAUGGUCUUCCUGCUGAUGCAGGACAGCGCCCCGACGAUAGCCAUGGACCUGUCGCUGCAGUACCGCCGCGAUGUCGUCUUCUGCCAGACGCUCACUGCUCUCAUCUGCGGCUUCAUUAUCAAACUGAGGAACUGUCUCCGUGACAACGGAUUCCUCCGACAGCUCUACACCAUCGGCCUGCUGGCUCAGUUUGAGUCCCUGCUCAGCACCUACGGAGAGGAGUUGGCCAUGUUGGAGGACAUGAGUGUCGGCAUCAUGGAUCUUCGCAAUGUCACCUUUAAAGUGACCCAGGCCACCGGCAGCUCUGCCCCCGACAUGUUGCCGAUCAUCACAGGGAACCGGGACGGCUUCAACGUCCGUAUCCCGCUACCGGGAACCAUGUUUGACGCACUACCGCGGGAGAUCCAGAGCGGCAUGCUGCUGAGGGUCCAGCCGGUGCACUUCAACGUCGGCAUUAAUGAGCAGCAGACACUGGCUGAGAAGUUUGGAGACACAUCCCUGCAGGAGGUCAUUAACUUGGAGAGUCUUUCCAGGCUAAAUUCAUACUACGAACAGUUCAAAGAAGUCCUGCCUGAGGACUGCCUCCCGAGGUCUCGUUCUCAGACUUGUCUUCCUGAGCUACUGAGGUUUCUGGGGCAGAACGUCCACGCCAGGAAAAACAAGAACGUGGACAUCCUCUGGCAGGCAGCCGAGAUCUGUCGCCGGCUGAAUGGCGUUCGUUUCACCAGCUGCAAAAGCGCCAAAGACCGCACGGCCAUGUCGGUCACCCUGGAGCAGUGCCUGAUCCUGCAGCACGAGCACGGCAUGGCGCCGCAGGUCUUCACGCAGGCCCUGGACUGUAUGCGCAGCAUUGGGACGAGGGAGGGGGUGAUCCAGAAGAACCUGAGCGGCUUGCUGCCGGUGCGUGACUUCCGGCUGGACCCCAGCCUCCUGUACUCGCUGCCCCUGCUGGCCCUCAGCCCGAACCUGCUGGUGGUGUGGAUCUUCCUCAGCGUGGCCUAUUUCCUGGCCAAACUGCGCUGCAGCUGAGCGGCCGCGAGCAGUGACUGACUGACUGAACGCAAAACAUAGCGCACGUCCAACGUUUAUGAAGAGGGGUGGUAAAACUCCACACUGACUCCCGAGAAUGUUUCUGAAACUGUGCCACUGUCCUGUGAGUGUGUAUGAAAUUCAUGCACACUAAUACUGUACACACUGUCCCACCCCGACUAAGGGCUUUACACAACUGAAACCCCAUUUAUCAAGGGCCAAGCCCUGCCCUCUUUUUUUUGUUUAUGGACAACUUCUGUUUCCUUGUUUUGUUCCCAGCUUUGAAAAACUGGCAGGCAAGCCUGGAAAAAUAUUGUAAACAUAGUUAUUUUGUCUCAGUAUAGAUAAGAUGAUUUACUUUGAGGCUCCAAACCUUCUAUAGAUUUGACAUUGAAACUGCAUCUGCACUAAGCUGGCUAAAUCUUAAAACACAGUUUACGUGUGUGCGCCAUGUUUUCAGGUAUUUUUUGUAAAGUCAGGUUAAAGUUGUAAUCCUCACUUUUAUCCUGGUUUCCUGUGACUGCUUCACAAUAAAAGCCACCACAGGUUUUGCAGCAGUGAAGCAGCAACAGUUGAAAAGAGUGAACAAGCUGAUAUCAAUAAGAUAAAAUGACAGCAUCGUUUCAUAGGCAAUUUGAAUCCAGCUUGGGAAUGGUGGACUCCGCCACUAACAAUGAAAACUACUAUAUAGAAAGGUGAGAUUACCAUACUUUUUUUUUAAUAUCACAAAUGGGGUUUGGUAAUUGAUAAUUUAUAAUUUACAUGACAACUUUUGCGUUGUGAUUUGUUACAAUCACUUAUUAAAAUGACCGAUCACUGCCACACAACCCUUAGCUAUGAUUGAUCAAGCAUUGACUACAUCAUCAUUUCCAAAAACUUCCCAUUCACACUAAAAGAAGAGGCUGCAGCUUUUCAAAAAGCUUUUUUUUUGUUAUAGAAAACACCAGGUUUGUGUGGAAGAAAGUGUGUUGUGUUGAUGUGAUGUGUUUUUAAAUUAAGCCGGCUUAGUGUGAACAUUUCAUGUCAAUAAUCUUCAGAUAUUAAAUAUUGUGGCCUAGCUAUCAGCUAUCAGCAUACAUCUGUUGAACACAGACCAAAAUCUUCAAACCCAGUCCAGACAUUGAGAAAAGUCUGGAUGAUUAUAAUAGAGAGCUUAUGGGACUGCUCUCUGCACAUGUGCUUUAUGAUGAUGAAUAAGAGUAAUUGUAUCAGACCUUGAAGGAAUAUUCACAUUUCUACUUGAUAGCGCCCUCUAAUGGACAGAUUUAGUGCCACCCUUUAUGAUCUGUGUGACUGCUCAGUCAUUCUUCAUUGUUAUAACAUACAAAUAUUACAAAGUGACAAUUUGUAUAUUUGUGAAACACAUGUCAGAAAUUACACCUGAGUUGUGAAUAUGUAUAAAAGCAGAAUAUAUAUAAAACGUUGCUUUCAGGAAAGAGUUAUUGUUGAUAGUAGCUAUUAUAAAAGGAAAUUGAGUUAUAAUUUAAGCUUUGCACAAACAGCUGGCUUGUUUCAUUUAUCAUCGUCUUCCAUGUGCUUUUGCACUUACAAGCUAAAGUGGAGGAAACAAAAGCUUUUAUUUGGUGCCAAAAUUAAGUAAGCUAACUUUGGCUUAUACAGUACAGUGUAUAUAUAUAUAUAUAUAUAUAUAUAUAUAUAUAUAUAUAUAUAUAUAUAUAUAUAUAUAUAUAUAUAUAUAUAUUAUUUCCAGACAGUAGGAGGAGGUUGUCUGCUUCUACUUCAGCCUGUGCACUUUCCAGCAGAUCUGGGUCCGUUAUGACUUCCCACUGACUCUGUUUACAUGCAGCCUAAUAUAUCCAUUUAAUUUCUAAAAUGAUCUAAACUUUAACCUUUAUUUGGACAUUUUAUCCAACAGUAUUGAGUUUAAGAAUGACAGAAUAAUUUAAAAACAAAUAAAUCUAUUCAAUUAUAAUUGUCUGUUUAUCUCAGAAUAGUGGAUAAAUUGAGGACUAAAGUGUCUGAAAACGCUGUAUUAUAGCUGUUUACUCAGGUAAAUUGAAACUGAACUCGUAUAACACAUCAACCAGACUAAAAUAGUUUAUACUGGUUCCAAUUUAAUGAGAAUGUGUGUGCAUAAACCUAUUUAAAGUAAUCCCUUCCCUUCUUAAUUUGGCCCAAAGCAUUUUAAAUACCUGGCCUGAGCAAAUGAACAGACCAGAAAGCCUAUCGAUCAGACCCUGUGACAACAUGCACGACCCAUUAGGAGCGGUGUGACUGAUGUGCAUUUUCCUGUGUAGCAAGUUGUAGCAGCAACGGGCAGCUGAAAACAGCACAGUACAGGCAAAUAUGCCCUUCCUGUGUGUCAGCUAAUUCAUGCACCAAGGCAGGAACUCUUACACUCUUGACAUUAUCCAUAGAUCUUGUGUGCAGAAUGAUAUUAAGUAAGAAAAAUAAUAAUAAUUUGACCUCGUCAUGGAAAGUCAGCAAGAAAUGAGAGAAAAAUACCUCUGCAGCAGGGGACCCCACAAAAGAUAAGGUUCCCGUAAUCAAUAAAAAGUGUUGUCAAACAAACAGCACAUGCUGACAGUGCCAGUAAAUAAGUCAAAAAAGUAGGCCUAGAUAAUGAUGAAAAACCUGAUAUAAAAAAAAAAAAAAGAAUUACCUAAAUGAUAAAUGCCUACGUUUCCCUGUCUACACACCCAUGUUAAACUCACACAGGUGAUUUCACUUACUUUGGCUGAUUAGACCUUUUCUCAGGACUGUGUGGGUGUGCACAGGUCUAAUCAACCAGAAGUGAAAACACCUGUGUGGGUGUGCAGGCCCUUUUUUUAAAUUGCUGCAAAAUCAAAGGAACAAUAAAAAACAGAAAGAAAUAUUCAGCUCUCGUAGACAGAAAACUAAACUGAAUUCUAUGGAGCCUGGAGACAUUUAAGUUUACAUUUGAUUAUAAUCAUUAACACAUUUAGAAAUUAAAAUAACUGAUUAAUUACGCAUUUAUAAAGUCAAAGGGAAAAAACUAAUGAAACAUUAGCCAAUUUGUAAUUUUCAUUCCUAUUCUGCCAUUCAAAUUUAUUUAAAGCAGUACUAACCAAUAUUUUUAUAUUCACAGUGGAUCAAACCUACCUACUACCUGCCUAGCACAAAAUUAGCAGCUAGCUAGUGGAGCAUUUAGUAGCUAAAGAGCCAGGUAUCUCCCUCAGAAGCUGGUGCAGACCAAAACAGAGCUAAAACAGAGAGAAUAUUGGUCUUAGAUUACAAAAAUACGACUCCAAAUGAAUGACAUGAAACAUGUAUAGCUUCCAGUUCAUGAUUGGAUUGAAUUUAAAGGUGACUCCCUUUAAUUUGAAGACAUGUAAGCAGUGUGUAACUUACAAAUUAAUGCAUUUCAACCCAUGAAGCAGCAGCAGGAACUAUGAUUGGCCAGCCCUACUUUUAAUUAUUGUACUUUUAAUUAUUUCAGCGGUAUACUCCAGGCUUCAUAGCAUCCACACAGUCUUGUUAAAGCCAGCUCAGCAAAGCUCAGUAGCUUUUAUUACAACACCUGCAGCAUAAUGACAACAAACAAAUGAGAAAUUAAAUGAAAGUCUAGGAUUCAUGUUCAUUUAGAAAUUCCCAUUGCCAGUCCUGUUAGAAGAGAAGAAGUUCACCUCAUUAUUUUUUAGCUCUACAUGCCCUUGAUGUGUUAUUUAUGGGUUCAGUUCAUUUGUAAAAGCAGCGGCAUGUUUGAUGUAGUCAGUGCUUUUAUACUUUUCACUCCCUGAGACUGAGUGUCAGCUUUCACCUGCCUCUAGGGCAGUAGCAGCCAGCGAUGGCACUUUUAGAACACUUAAAUUGGUCCCAAUGUGCCACACCAGAUACAGUAAGUCAGUGAUUCAACCCACAUCUGCUCUUCAGCUUUUCAUGCCAAUGCAGUGAAGAUUAACGCUCUCUCACUAUCUGACAAAGUUGAAUCUUUGUGUUUUAAGGACGCAGUUUCUUAGAGGCUAAUGUUGGAAUGUAUGAUUGUAGGAUAUUCAGGGGCAAAGUGUUUCAUUAUGCAGUGUAGUACUGUAGGUUCUACACCCUUUAUAGCAUGUAUGCACACUAGUUUGCAUUUAUUCAGAUGUUAACGUUGUCGUCGUAACAAACUGGUACAGAUUGCAGCUAUAACAGUUAAUAUUAGCUUUACAGAGUCGAGUCAAGUGAAGGAGCUGAUUGUAUUUGAUGGAUGAUGUGAUGAGUUAACUUGUUUGUAGUUAAGCUGUAAAAUGAGUGAGAAUGUAUUCAUGCUUGUGCCAAAUGCUUUCAGUCAGGUUUUUAUCCGGUGAAUUCAGGUUUGUAGGAUCUGUGUUUGCAAAGAGAUUAAGCCAAAAAAAAGUUAUGAUGUCUUUGUCUGAAUCUAGUCCAUUUCGUUUUCAGGUUAUGCGUCCUAGAAAUGAGCGAAAAAUACACCAGAAAAUGUGUCUUGUUUUGAGAAUUUUCAAGUCAGUUUACUAGGAAAUAAUCUGACAUUAUCUAAUGCAGGUGUUAAAUAAUCUUUUGACCGUUUUUCUCAAUUAAUUAAUUUGUCUAAAAAAUGUUGAAAAAUGUCCAAUGUAAUGUCACAGAGCCCAAGACAUAUUGAAACAGUCCGAAACCCAAUGAUAUUUUGUUUACUAACAUAUAUAAGAAAAAAAAGCAGCAAAUUUUCACACUUGAGUAACUGGAACCAGCAGAUGUUUGGCAUUUGUGCUUCUAAGUUGACUUUAGUUGAUUUGUUGCUGUUUAUUUAUAGAUUAGUCGAUUGUGAGAAAAUUUGAUUUUUUUUUCACCUCUAAUCUCACACCAACUCCAAGUUGUUUGUCUUGUUUGUAGAUUUUAAGCUUCUGCUUACAAAUCAUGCACUUCUCAUGGAGCGUCCUAGAAAGAAUUGUGUUAUUUUUUGUGCUAUUUCUUAUACGGUCGUAUUGUUGUGGAAAACAAUAAUUUUAACAGUUCUAGAAUGAUAUUUGAUAUUUUCAGAUUUUCAGCCCAAGUAUACGAAUCGAAGGUGAAAACCUCCUUAAAAUACUAUAACACUGUUGUUUGAAAACAGCUGUUGGUACAGGACAGGUUUGGUUUUGACUGUAGAAAAGUGUGGCAAUUUAGGAAAAAUAGGAAAAGUAUAAGUAUAUAAUAAGUAUAACCAAAAAAGUAAACUUAAUCACCUCAGAUAAUAGCUCUUUAGAUACCUUGAUGUAUCAUGUUUCCUUAAUGGUCUUGAGAAAUCAAAUGUGUUACAAUGUGUUAAGCACUCCUCAACAUACCUUACAGAAAGACACCAAAUGUCUUGUAACUUGCAUUGUAAAAAUCAAUAUCUUGUAUCAGUUGCCUGCUAAACGAAAGUGUCAGUCACUUCCCCGGAGUUUCGAGGCUCCGUCUCAUUAAGAUCGACCCAGUAUGGAAAUGGAUCAGACCAAAAUAGCCUCCUUUGGGAGUUGACCGUGCUCUCAUGACCCCUAAACACUCAAAUACACAUACUACAUUAUAACGAUCCAUAUCGUCCCGCAUCCAGUAAUGUCUCCUUUUUUCCCUAAACUGGUACUGAGAAUAUCUCGCCAUAUUCUCUUAUUUGUGUAUUUAUCGGUCAGUAGAAACACACAUUUGUUGAUUUUUGUUGUAAAUAUUGUUUUAUCUUAAGAGCUUAAACCUGAAAGGAGGCAUGCUGUUAUGCCAGACUUUCCGAUAAACAGUAGAAAACAUAAUAAAAUGCAUCUAACUGUGUUGUGCUUUCUAUGUAAAGGGAUAGUUAGGCAUUUUGGGAAAUAACUGGCUUUCUUGCCGAGUGUUAGAUGAAAAGACCGAUACCACUCUCGCGUCUGUGUGGUAAAUGUGUAUCUGGAGCCAGUUAGAUUAGCCAUGAAAUAGUCCUGCAAAAAACUCGCUGAAUUGUUAUUUUAACAGUUAGUUUUUAUACAAAUUAAACAAACACGAUAUAAUGUGGUAAUUAGUGAGCUUUAGAUGUGCUGGUAGGCAGAUUUUUAUUAUCUUUGGACAGAAAAGUUCAUUGUUUUCCCCUGUUUUUCUGUAGGCUAAGUUAAGCUAACAAGUGUUGUUUCCAUAAAACUUGAACCAGGGAAACAGCUAGCCUGGCUCUGUUCAAAGGAAACAAACUCCACCUACCAACACCGCUAAACUUCACUAAUUAACACGUUAUAUCUUGUUUAGUUUUUUGUACAGAUUAAACAAAGCUUAACGUUAUCUUACAUUAGCUAACCGGCUAACAUACAGACAUUGGAGUGGUAUUGAUCCUCUCAUCCAGAUCUCAGCAAAAAUCUCCCAAAAUGUUAAACUUCUCCUUUAAAUUAUUAUUCACUACUUAUUGUCAUUUGUUUUAGGAAUCUGGUGUAUCUCGUUAUCUGUUGACGCUUCAGUUUAGAUCUACCUCUGUGAGACGGAAGUUAUACAUUGAACUUAAGAGUUUAUUUAAAAGAAGUAAAAUUAACAUAUAAAUACAUCUAAUAUACAGAUAUAUAUACAUAAAGUAAAGUAUUUCUGAUAUAAUUACCUAAUCACUGAGCAGCAGGGAUGUGAGGAAUUUGGAAUUAUUUUAUGUAAAAUGACAUUUUUUUCCAGUUAAGUAAUAAUUUCAUUUUCUGAUACAUUUAUCAUUAAUUCCCCAUAAUUACAUGUGUAAUUACACUACAGUGCUUCCUAAAAAUAUGAAUUACAAUUCAUUAUAUCAUUGACCUUAAAGAGAAACAUCUCAAAUUUGCCAAUUUUUUUCUUUUCUGUUUAUUUAUUUUCUUAGGAAUCCAGAUGUAUCAGAGAAUAUAUUUGUAUCGCUGUACAUAAAUUGUAUUUAAAUGCCUGUAUUGCCCAAACGUUUGCUAUAUAUACUGUCUUAAGUUAUUUCAAAACAGACAGUGUGUGUAUGUAUGUGUGUAUGUAUGUGUGUGUGUGUGUGUGUGUGUGUGUGUGUGUGUGUGUGUGUGUGUGUGUGUGUGUAUGUAUAUAUAUGCACACACACACACACACACUCAUGUUAUUAUUGUACCAUAACUGUCAUGCUGUCUGUCGUCACUUGUGACCUGUGUUAUCUCGUUGUAAUAUGCAGAUUUAUGUUUUUAACUAAAUUACUUCUCAUACUAAACUGUUGACAUAAUAAGAAUUUGCAGGCCCUUUUAAACCUCUGAGCUCUCCUGUUAACAAUAUAAAUUAAAUUAUUUGAACAGGUUAUUUGCUAAUGGUCACUUUUAACAUGUUAAUUGAAAUUAAAUAUGUUAUUAGGAUCAUAAUUACCUUCUGUAAAGUGUUAUUAUGUUUAAAGGAAGUUAUUGCAUUAACAGUUGUAACAUGAUAGCAUGGUUUGGAGAGAAUUUUAAUUUUAGUGCUGACCAGAUGGGUCAAAAUAAAAAAAAAUUAACUUCAUGUUUUUAUAUUGAUUGUACAGAAAGUGUUUUGGAAAGGUUGUUUGGGAAUAUUUUAUAUUUUAAAAGGUAUUUUAAUUCUAAAAUCUAAUCUCGACUCACAUUGGCUUAUUGCUUUUUGGUCUUAAAAGUGAAACUCCUCAGACAGAUCCCAGGUCAGCACACAGCAGGAAAUCUAUGAUGUUGAAUUGUCUUUAUUUGUGUUUCUUGUCCACAUUUGGCAAUCAGCUCUUCUCCUCCAAGACUCGGCAGCAGUUUAAUGUCCAAAAUAUUUAGCCUUGUUGCAGUAAAUGUACCAAAAACCCAAGAAAACCUCCAGUUAAUGUGUCCCUGAAUGCCACACUCCUGCUGUAAUAAAUGUUUCCUCCACCUGCAGAAUAUAAACAGAUUGCGGUGACA
Molecule: messenger RNA, 11149 nt
Organism: Siniperca chuatsi (mandarin fish)
Lineage: Eukaryota; Metazoa; Chordata; Actinopteri; Centrarchiformes; Sinipercidae
Product: inositol polyphosphate-4-phosphatase type I A-like
Exons: 27
Coding region: 381-3422 (1013 amino acids)
Cellular component (GO): cytoplasm
Molecular function (GO): phosphatidylinositol-3,4-bisphosphate 4-phosphatase activity
Source: RefSeq, a predicted model, not a curated record